AUAAAUUGUUUGAAGUAGUUUACGCAUCCCUGUGGAUCGUUGCUGAAAAGGAAGCAGUGAAGACGAUAUCUUUUUACAGCUUAGCUAUACUGUGCAUUCAGUAAACUUCUUUUCAUAUGUAGAGUUCUGAAAACCUAAUUUAUACUGAUCACACAAUCGUAUGAUGUUUCUAGAUUGAAAAAUUGAAAAUACUUCUUAGAUCAAGAAUAUGACUAUCUUGUGUUAUCAUAUUGGCUUACAAUGGGUUGCACUUCUACUGGCUUUAAUUAUGAGCUCCACAUUUUUGAUAACGUAUUAUGUUUCGGUAUACAAAGGACACGUGAAUGCAGAGUUACCAUUCAUUAGUUCUACAGGUGCUUAUCCACCAGAAAGUUGUAUUUUUGCUGAAGGCUUAAAUUUGGCUGCUUUCUUGAGUUUAUUAUGCUCCUUUUUUUGGUAUUUAAUUGCAUUUGAGAGGACAACGUUUAUGGGCAUACAUCAACCAAAACGUCUACUUAAAUUUAUGCUUAUUCUAUCUUUCAUUGCUGCUAUCGGUUUAACUAUGGUUGGCAAUUUUCAACAAGUCAAUGUUGAAAUAGUACAUGAUAUUGGCGCUGGAAUGGCAUUUUAUGGUACAACUAUUUACAUUUUGUUAUCUGCAUAUGUAAGCAAACGGUACCUCACAGCACACUAUUGCAUAUGGGGAUUCAGAUUAUUACUCGGUAUUGGAUCUGCAAUAGCAACGGUUCUUUUCUCAUCUUGUCAUAUAUUCUCGCGAAUGCAUUAUAAGGGUACGCAAGAAGAGUCUUUAACCCAUCGACAUCCAGGACAAGGUGGAUUUCCAUUUUAUAUUUGUAGUACAGGUUCAGAAUGGAUUUCAGGAUUUUUCAAUUUAUGCUUUUUUGUUACAUGGGCGUAUGAAUUCCAGUAUUAUGCUGUGCAACUUCCAAAGAUUGUUCACAAAGCACCUCUGGAAGUUUCAGACAGUAUUCAUUCAAAAAAUUAAAGAUAACUUUGGAAUAGCUGAGAAGUUAUUUCUUCCAUUCACUUAUUUAACUGAUGCUAUGAAUUGAUGUCUUUACUAAAAAUUCACUCACAUUUUAACAUAUUAUACUGACAGUUGAAUUUAAUAAUGAUUUGGAAAUUUACUUUUUUUUCUAUGUCAUCAUUUUUAAUUACGAAAUCCAGAUAAUUGAAGAUUUUUGAAUAUUUUUAGUUAAAUUGUUUCCUAGGGCAUUGUUCAACUUGUUUUUAUAAGCAAAUGUCAUCCUUCUCACGGCAGGCCUGAUUGAACUCUGGGCUAUCUUUUUUAUCACAAAAUAUAUUGCAUCAAAUUUCUCAUUUCUAUAUUGUUUUAAUCGUUCAAUUAUGUCAACCAGUAGUAUUGUAUACUUUCGCACACUUUUAAAAUCAUUACAACCUAUCGCUUUACAAGUUGAUAGGCAAAUUAACAAGAAGAAGCACCACGGUGGAUGGUAACAGGCUCUCAAGCUUAUGACCAGAGAUCAAAUGAUUAGUCCGGAAAUACUUAGCACAAACUGCAGGUCGUUGCCGAAUAAAUUUGAUUACUUCGAGUCACUGUUGUCUACAAAUGUUUGUUGAAACACUGGUGUAAUAAUGCCACAGGAAACAUGGUUUCAUAACCUGUAUGAGGAUGGUUUAGUCUGCUUAUAUGGCUUCAAAUUAUUUUGACGAGAUCGAAGCUUUUCCAAGAAGAAAUGUGGUGGUGGUGUAGCAACAUUUAUAAAUGCAAACUGGUCCUCCUCCAACAGUGUAUGCUACUGCUUCUCUAACGAAAAAAU
Heterobilharzia americana is the source of this 1781-nucleotide messenger RNA. Lineage: Eukaryota; Metazoa; Platyhelminthes; Trematoda; Strigeidida; Schistosomatidae. The record is from the annotation of a GenBank genome assembly.